CCACACAGUCACACACCAGCUCUCAGAUGCAGUUCGAGGAAAACGUUGCUGCUCAUUUCAUACAAAUAACGAGUAGAAAUAAAGCAAAUAAAUAAUGAGUAAAGUAGUAUGAGCAUGACGUCAUUGCAAUAAUCUCGGGUCAGUUUUGUCGGUUUUGUUUUGGCCUGGCAGUGGAUGCAUAAUGCAAUACAGCCGAGAGCCGACAUUCGCCUUCAAUAGCUCGGAUUGUUAGUACGGACAUUUCAACGAGUCUUUCUGCUCUGGGAUCGAAUUCAACAGCUGUAUUCACUCACAGUCCAAGCAAUAAUGAUUUCUAAAAUAUAGACGGAACGUUGGCAACAAACUCUUGAUGUAUCAUGUCACCUGACCGAACCUCGAUAUUCACUCCCAAGAGCCCCGGAAUCAACGUCGAUAUCCUUCUUCACGAACCAGAUUUUGCUGAGGUCCCUGAGUGACCAGUCAUGAUUGCUCGGUCGCUGGCACCACUUGCUGUUGUGACCGUAUCAUGCCUCCUGUCAGGAUGGUCACUCGUUUCGGCGCAGUCCUUCCGUAAUGGGUACUACACGAUAGUGGGCCCCCGGGUGUUGCGGCCGAACAGCGAGUACCACGUGGCGGUGACGGCGGUGGAGGUUGGCCAGCCGACCACUGUGCUGGUGGAGGUGGGGGGGAAGCAGGACUCUGGUGGUGUCUUCAAGACCAGUCAGUUCGUCGCCGUCGAGCCCUAUCAUACCAGGAUCAUCAAACUUGAGAUUGGCGAUGUGGGGCCCGGCCAGUACAACCUGACCGCGCAGGGCACAGGAGGCAUCAACUUCCACAACACGAGCGCACUCGAGUACGUGCACAAAAGCUUCUCGGUGUUCAUCCAGACCGACAAGGCCAUCUACAAGCCAGGCCACAAAGUUCUCUUCAGAGCCAUUGUGCUCAACUCCCAUCUCAAGCCCUCAGUCACUGGAACUCUCGACAUCCAUGUUACUGAUGGCAAAGGUAACCGAGUGAGGCAAUGGAACAGGGUGCUGACGACUCGAGGCGUGUUCACGGGCGAGUUGGAGCUCUCGCAGUCGCCAGUGCUGGGCGACUGGAACAUCACGGUGACAGUGCUCGACCAGAUGUUCCACAAGACAUUCCAGGUGGCCGAGUACGUCUUGCCCAAGUUCGAAGUCACUAUUGACGUGCCCAAGCAUGCCACCUUCAAAGACUCUAAGGUGGUCGCUACUGUACGCGCCAAGUACACGUAUGGUCGAAACGUGAAGGGAGAAGCAACUGUAACAGCUUAUCCUCAGUACUACUCUUCAAUCAUUCAGCCCGUCUUCCAUGCCCCUGUUCGUAAAGUCAUCCCUAUCGAUGGAAAGGUCACUGCUGAAUUCGACCUUGUCAAAGAAUUAAAUUUGAAAGACGAGUCAUACGAGCGACCAAUCCAAAUCGAUGUGACCGUUGAAGAAGCUCUGACAGGCCGAAGGCAAAACAACUCUGCGACUAUCAUUGUGCACAAGCACAAAUACAAAAUGGAGUUGAUCAAAACCUCCGAGUAUUUCAAACCUGGUUUGAAAUAUGUCGCUUUGAUGAAGGUUUCCACUCACGAUGGCAUCCCGGUGACCGACAGAACAAACCCUGUCAAAGUGGCUCAGGGCUACUCUUACAACAGCGACGAGUUCAACAAAACCAACCACAUGCUCGACAGCAACGGACUCAUCGAACUUGUCUACUACCCGCCUUUGCACAACGUCACCACUCUCGGCAUUGAGGCCGAAUAUCUUGACUUGAAGGAGUGGUUUUCAAUGGUCACCGCUGCCGUUUCUCCAAGCAACAGUUUCAUUCAGGCUGUUGUCAAAACUGAAAAACCAAUGGUGAACCAAGACAUCGAGAUCGAAGUGAACUCGACGGCCGGCCUGAAGUACAUCACGUACGAGGUGUUCGGUCGCGGCGACGUGAUCACGGCGGGAACCGUGUCGGUGUCGCUCAACCAGAAGACAGUCAGUCUGCGCUUCCUGGCCACCUACGCGAUGGCUCCUGUCGCUCACCUCAUCGUGCAGUACGUCAGGGAUGACGGCGAAGUGGUCGCUGACGCGCUCGACAUCGAACUCAACGGAAUAUUCCAGAACUUUGUUGAUAUUGACGCAGGCGUGGAAGAAACUCAGCCAGGAUCGAACAUUGAACUGAAAGUGCAGUCGAAGCCCAACUCUUACAUUGGAGUACUCGGCAUAGACCAGAGUGUUUUGCUGCUCAAGAAAGGGAAUGAUAUCAGCCAAGAUGAUGUAUUGAACGAGCUCUAUUCUUACGAUAAUGGAGAAAUGAUGAAGUUCUUGCCAUUCAUGAAGGAAGCUAAAGAGAGAGGACCAAUGUCCUGGUGGCCUGGAACGUUCACUGCUGAGGAAGCGUUUGAGAAAUCUGGAGCUAUCAUCAUGACAAAUGCUUAUGUACAUGAGUAUCAUCCUGGUGCGUCAUCGUCCAGAAUAGGCGGCAACCGAGCGAUCUUCGGGAGGCGGGAGCCCGAGCCGGGCACCCCCUGGCUGAAGGCAGACCUUGGUCCGGCGCUCACCUACCGGCCCAAACUGCGUCCGCCCCUGGCGGGACCCUAUGCCUUCUCCCGCUUCCCUUCGCCCGUCUGGAGACACCCUCGCGUCCACCUCCAGCAUGACAUUGCCGACACUUGGCUCUUCGCUAAUCUUUCCUCUGGGUUUGAUGGCAAAGCUCAAUUGCACAAGACUGUCCCUGACACCAUCACAUCCUGGGUGAUCUCUGCGUUCUCUGUGGACUCCAUUCAUGGCUUGGGACUCAUUGAGACACCAAGAAAGAUGCGUGUAUUCCGGCCAUUCUUCGUCUCGCUAGACCUGCCCUACUCAGUGAUUCGUGGUGAAAUCGUCUCGAUCCCAGUUGUGGUGUUCAACUACAUGGACAAGGAUGUGACGGCUGACGUCACCAUCGAAAACUCUGGCCAGUUCGAGUUCGCUGAUUACUCCAAUGAUGUCAAUGAUCAACCAAAGGUCGAAUUCUACAGAAAUCAUAAGUUGACAGUGAGAGCGAACUCUGGAGCAACCACAUCGUUCAUGAUCACUCCCAAAGAGUUGGGCUACAUCGACAUCAAAAUAACAGCCAAAUCAGCACUGGCAGGGGAUGGUGUUCAAAGGAAACUCCUCGUCAAGGCUGAGGGUGAGACCCAGUAUUUGAACAAGGCUAUCUUCAUUGAUCUGAGACGCAACAGCACUUUCAACACCAAGGUCGAUUUGAAUAUUCCCGCCAACGUUGUUCCUGGAUCUGAGCACAUCGAAGUGUCUGCAGUUGGUGACAUAUUAGGACCCAGUAUUCAAAACUUGGCCAGCCUGAUUAAAAUGCCCUACGGAUGUGGAGAACAGAACAUGUUGAACUUCGUUCCAAACAUUGUUAUACUAGAAUAUUUGCAGAACACUCACCAGUUGAGACCAGCGAUUGAGAGCAAAGCGAAGCGCUACACAGAGACUGGCUACCAGCAGGAGUUGACCUACAGGCAUGAGGACGGCUCUUUCAGUGCUUUCGGAUCGGCCGACAAGAGUGGCAGCACUUGGCUGACAGCAUUUGUUGUGAAGUCAUUCCGGCAGGCAAGUCCGUUUGUGGCGGUCGAAGAGAAGAUCAUCAUGGAGGCUCUGCAGUGGCUGGCCAACACACAGAGCGCCAAUGGCAGUUUCCCCGAGGUGGGCCAGGUGUCGCACGCAGACAUGCAGGGCGGUUCGGCUCACGGGCUGGCACUGACCGCCUACACGCUACUCGCGUUCCUGGAGAACCAGCGCGCCACCCCCGCCUACCGCAACACCGUCAACAAGGCCACUGACUACAUUGUACGCAACUUGCCUGGCCUCGACGACCCUUAUGCCCUGGCCAUCUGUGCCUACGCCCUGCACCUCGCCCAGCACCCCGACAAGGAGGUCGCCUUCAACCUGCUCGAAGCCAAGGCCCAGCAUAAAGAUGAGAUGACAUGGUGGAGGAAGGAAAUUAAGGAGGCCGAUAAGAAGAAUCCAUGGAUUCAAGUUCCAAACUCAGUGGAUGUCGAGAUGACAGCUUACGGUCUCCUCACCUACGUCCAGCGUGGAUUGACAGAGGAGGCUUUCCCCAUUGUCAAAUGGCUGAUAUCGCAACAAAACGAUCAGGGAGGCUUCGCUUCUACACAGGACACAGUAAUUGCUCUGGGAGCUCUGGCGAAACUUGCUUCGACGAUCUCGACCAGCUCAAGCAAUGUCAAGGUGGAUUUCGGAUUCAGCAAAGGAGCCCAGAAUACAUCGAUUGGUGUCAACAAAGAAAAUGCUAUGAUUCUACAGAAAUAUGAAGUUCCUAAGAAAGUGAGAAGCAUUGAAGUGAGUGCAUCGGGUUCAGGGUUUGUGGUGGCGCAAGUGUCGUAUCGCUUCAACGUUAAUGUGACCGGCGCCUGGCCUCUCUUCUCCCUCGACCCACAGGUCGACAAGAACUCCGACAAAAACCAUCUCCAACUUUCCAUCUGCUCUGGGUUCAGGGGAGGCAACGCUAGCAACAUGGCUGUGAUGGAGGUGAGCUUGCCGUCUGGCUUCACAGUUGACUCGGAUGCUCUGCCCUCGCUGCAGCAGUCCAAACAUGUCAAGCGCGUCGAAACCAAACAUGGCGACACCGUUGUCGUCCUCUAUUUCGACAAGAUGACUGCAGAGGAAUACUGUCCGACGGUAUCAGCUUUUAGGACACACAAAGUGGCCAUGCAGAAGCCUGUGCCAGUCACUGUCUACGAUUAUUAUGAUCAGACUCGUCGUGCGAGGGUGUUCUACGAGCCGCGAGUGGCGACCCGGUGUGACAUCUGUGAGGACGCCGACUGCCAGAGGGUUUGCUCCGGUAAGCUGGGCUCGCAGUCCACCGACGACAAGGGAGGCGGCGCCGCCUCCAAGCCGCAUUUACUCCUACUUGUGUUGGCAGUGCCGCUCGCCUAUCUCAGGUUCUGAUCGCCGAUACAUCAACUCGUUCCACCAAAGACUCCCAUCAAACAGUAUUUUAACGCUGGACAUGAACCUCUAGUGUUUCCCAAUAAUUAUUAAGAAGCUAUACUUGAGUACUUGAAAUUUUCCAAUACUUUUACUCAAUUUGACUGGUUGUCUACAGGAUUUGUCAAGACUAAGUGAUAUUAUUUGUUGUGGCAACCAUGAUUGUAGGAAUCUUCAUGACUUUUUUAAUUCUUCAUAGAUUAUCAAUCAUACUUUCCAAAAGCAUAUAUUUCAAAUGAAGUCCCACUAGUUGCACAGAAGCCUGUUAAGUUUUAAUCAUUAUUAAAUGCCACGAGAACCAAUCGGUGUACAAUAUCCAUCAUUUUUUUCCAUUACUAUUCAGCUCAUAUACUGAAAUUUACUGAUAAAUGAAUAUUACUUCUUCUGUUAACUAAAACUUUCAAGUUUUAGAGAAAAAUGUUCUCACUUAUUACUGUGUUAUUAUUAUUUCAAGUUUAGUUUAAUUUAUAAAAAAACAGUAUUAUUUAUCAAUUUAUUAAGAAUUUAUGGAAAUAAAGAAAAUAUUAACCAAUAGUACAUUAUUUGGAGACCAAUACUACAUCCAUCGACUCUGGAAAGGAAUAACUAUAAAAAUUAUUAUUUGUGUUAUUUAUGUUCACUUGGGAGAUUUAUUUUUAAAGUUUAUAAUUGUUCCAGUAAUAAUAAUUCUGUAUCAUACAGUAGUGAUAAUAUCAUGAUAGUGUUCCAAACAUUUCCAACUUGUGACUCUAAACUAUUUUUUAUACUUUGAGACUGCAGUGUUUAUUGUAGAAAAACGUUUUGUGAACACAUUUUCAACAUAAUUUAUGUUAUACAAUUUAUAAUAUUAUUAUAAAUUGUAUUCGAAUGAUGCUACAAAAGGACAAAAAUAUGAAUGUUCAUGGACAUUCAAGUUUAAUGACGAAAACAUGAGCCUUUUAUAAGACUGCGUGUGGUGGAGAUAGGCUAAAUAGUUUAUUAUUUCUUGUAACCAAUAUAGAUGUGAUUUACUCAUCAUCCAGCUAUUUCUCUAGUUUUACAUUCUGUGCUUUUGCAAUUUCUAUCUAUCAUAAUAAUAUUUUUAAUCUACUCAGUAGAGAAUUAGUUUCUAUUAUAAAAUAUAGAUCAUACAUUAUUUUAUGGAUUUUCUCUUAUGCUGAGACUUCAUAAUAUUUUAAUACAUAUCUUAUAAAAAUUCAAUUUAUAUUUUUAACUAGCCUAUCAAUUAGAAUGAAUAAUAAAUGAUAAUACUGCAAAGAGUCUAGUUAUUUAUAUAUAUGUAGAGUAUUAGCUAAUUUCUUCAUUUUAAAAAAUAAUAUGAAUUACACUAUCCAUAUAAACAAAACAAAAUUGGAUAAAAAAUUGAUUCCGCCCACUUUACUUCAGAACUAAAAUUUAAUUUUAUUAUUCUUGUUGACUAAUAUUAAAAUAAUAUCCAGUUGUUAGUAUUAUAGAAAGUAUUUUGUAAAAAAAUAAUAAACAAAAUUAGUUUACUAGAAA
Molecule: messenger RNA, 6449 nt
Organism: Nilaparvata lugens (brown planthopper)
Lineage: Eukaryota; Metazoa; Arthropoda; Insecta; Hemiptera; Delphacidae
Product: CD109 antigen
Exons: 29
Coding region: 462-4931 (1489 amino acids)
Cellular component (GO): extracellular region
Molecular function (GO): endopeptidase inhibitor activity
Source: RefSeq, a predicted model, not a curated record